AUGUUCAGCAUUCUUUUUUGCCUGAUCAAUUACUUAUGGGUCCGAAGUCCAAAUUCAUAUUCCCUUAAUAUUGUCGGGGAAGAUACUAUUAUUUUUGAGCCACCUAAAUCAGGCGAGGAUACUUACGUUGCAUUUUUGAAUCCUGAAGACUUUUCAACAAGUGAAACAAUGCACCUAGAGCCAUUAUAUAAAAACAUUUGUGGCAUAACGAUUAGAUCGGCAUCAGCAAAUAUUACAGUUUACUUUUCGUUCAUCAGAAUUUCCAAGGGAUUUUGUGAAACUGUUGAUUUUGUUUUCGCCCGACGCGAGUAUUAUGAUUUUAACACUGUCCCAAGAUAUGUAAAUGCAUGUAUAAUUUAUCCUACAUAUAAAGGAAUUGAUUUCAACUUCUUCUUUAAUGAUCCAUAUGGUACAUCAGAAUUUUAUGAUUCAGAUUCCUCCCAAAGAUCAAUAUAUUUUGCAUUUAAUCUCAUCCAUAAAUUCCAAAGAAAUGGAACUACAAGUUCGGACUAUUAUCACCAUUUUUUAUCUAAUUUACACCGAAGUCCUCUUAUAAUCGAAUAUUUCCAUGUUUGGUAUUUUGAAGACGAUAUUAGCUUUAUCAAAGCUUCUGAUAAAUCCUAUAAUAGUGGCGCGACAGUAUGUCCAAAUAGCGUAACAAAAAUCUCUGAAAGAGCAUUUUAUAAUUCUUCAAUUUCUAGUAUAAAUCUUGGAAAUAUUAAAGAACUAGGAUCAAAUGCAUUUUGCUACUGUAGGAAAUUGAAUCAGGUUUCAUUAUAUAGUAUUCAAUUCCUAACAACAUCUUGUUUCAAGGAUACAUCUUUGGUUGAGGUUGAUCUUCUCAGUCAAUUAACAAUAAUUCCAAGUUAUGCAUUUUGUAAUUGCACUAAGCUCCAAAAAUUUAAGUGCAAUUGUAUUUACAUUGAACAUUAUGCAUUUUGUAACUGUACAUCAUUGAAAUCAUUCGAUUUUAAUAUUCGUUCAUUAUAUGAUAUAGCCUAUACAGCAUUUUUAAAUACAUCAAUUGAAGAAAUUGAAGUAAAUACCGCAUUUCACUCAUUUCCUGCGAUUAAACAUCUGAAUAUUACAAAAGUUAAAAUGACGAUUAUUGAUGAUUAUCGAAAUGAUUAUAGAAAUGAUCAUUUGAAUUCAUUUUUCGAUAAAAUAAAGUUAAAUAUCCCAAAUCUAAAAACUAUUGAAUUUCCAAAUGGAUGUAAUUAUAUUUUUAUGACCAAUACCCUAGUUGAGAAUAUAAUUAUUCCUCCUUACUCAAGCUGUACUAUUUUUAUAUCAAGCUGUUACAAACUUAAAAAAUUGCCAAGCAGUAUUUAUGAUGUUAAAUAUGUUGGUGAUAUGCCUGAACUUGAAGAAGUAGAUUUAUCAAAUUGCUAUUCAAUAUCAAGAAAUAGUUUCUUCAACUGUCCAAAACUGGCAAGAAUAAUUGGUUGGGGUGAUCAUUCAAUGAUCCUGGGGGCAUGUUUAUUUGAAUCCUGUCCCUUAAUUGAUAUUAGUAUAUGGAAUUCUAUGUUGAGAGCAGAGUCUAACUAUUAUGAGCGUUAUUCGCCCCUAGAAAAUACAUACAUAAAAGAGAUGACAAUUCAAUCAGGCAAUGUACCAAAAUUUAUAGGUUGCAAAGUCCUCAAAAAGGCUACAUUUUUAGAAAAUUGUGGUGUCACUAAAAUUGAUGAUUACUUAUUCUACAAUUGCGUUAGUUUAACAGAAGUUAUUUUGUGCAAAUCAAUUAAAUCUAUAGGAGUUAAAGCAUUCAAAUACACAAAUAUUUCGUAUUUUGAUUUCACAAAUAUAUAUGAUUUUGAUCUUUCAGCAUUUACUCUGUCAAAAACUUAA
Messenger RNA from Trichomonas vaginalis G3, 1848 nucleotides. RefSeq names its product ribonuclease inhibitor domain-containing protein. Lineage: Eukaryota; Parabasalia; Trichomonadida; Trichomonadidae. Bases 1 to 1848 code for a protein of 615 amino acids. The transcript has a single exon. The record is from RefSeq and is a predicted model, not a curated record.